AUGCUGUUCAAGUUGAUUGGAGAAAUGCAUGCAAGCGAGCAUCCUUUGACGAAGGCUUGGGCGGACGAACCUCUGAAGCUCAUACCAACACCCAAAUCAAAACUUAAGCUCACAGCUGAAAAGAAAGGCCAAGAAGCCUCCGAUGCAUCUACCGUUGCUACAGAGAUGUGCAACGUGCACAACGUCCUCCUCCGGGCCAUCAACUGCAUCCUCCUCCAAGCGCGCAACGUUCCCCAAAGCACCGCAAACGACGUCGCAGACUUCGUGACAUUCAGCCUGCAUGUCAUAGCAACGAUCAGCGAACACCACCACACAGAAGAGACACUUAUGUUCCCUCUUUUCGAAAAGCACAGCAAAGCAGGACUACUGGAUGAGAACGUCGUUCAGCAUGACGAAUUCCACAAGGGCAUGCACGAUCUCGAGAUCUAUUUAACGCAGAUCCAGAAUGACGUAGCUGAGUACGAUGGGGAAAAAGUUAUGAGGCUUGUGGAGGGCUUCGCACCGGCGUUACACAGACAUCUAGAGGAUGAGAUUGACACGUUGUUGAAGUUGGAGGAGUAUGAUGUUCCGUGGGCGGAGGUGAUGAAGAAAGUGACUGAGCAUGCUGUUAAUACGCCGAAUCCAGUAUGUACACAAUCCCCAACACCAUGA
Molecule: messenger RNA, 651 nt
Organism: Bacidia gigantensis
Lineage: Eukaryota; Fungi; Ascomycota; Lecanoromycetes; Lecanorales; Ramalinaceae
Exons: 3
Coding region: 1-651 (216 amino acids)
Source: RefSeq, a predicted model, not a curated record